GGAAAAUGGGAGAAAAGAGGGAGGAAAGCAGGGGUUGCGCGGCGCAGCGUCACUGCGCAUACCCGGAAAAACAAGGUAACCACGUGGGUUUGACAACUACCGAAGGAGUCGCCGUCCGCGAUCAAAAUUUGACACAUCACAUAAUGUCACAGGUCCAGCUGGAGUCAUGAGGGGUGGCAGCCGUCGGUCUGGACGAGCUGCGAGGAAGAGGAGGAAAAAACAAGAAAGCAUCGUCCAGACAGUCUCUCUGUGUCACCAGCCGCAGUAUGUGAGGCUGAUGAAGUUCCUUCACCAACGGGGAUUCACCUCAUCGCUGCUGCAGCCUGCCCUCUUCACUGACACAGGCAGAGGACUGCAAGCUCUCAAGACCAUUAAGCCUGGUCAGCUGAUCAUUUCUCUGCCAGAGUCCUGUCUCCUCACUACCUCGACUGUCCUGGACAGCUACCUGGGACAGUAUAUCAAGAGCUGGAAGCCCCGCCUCUCUCCUCUGUUGGCGCUCUGUGUCUUCCUGGUGUGUGAGCGGCAUCGAGGAGAGGCCUCUGAUUGGUUCCCCUACAUUGACGUGCUGCCCAUGGCAUACACCUGCCCGGCCUAUUUCACAGAUGAGGUCAUGGCCGUUCUGCCUACCUGUGUGCGGAGACGGGCUGUAGAGCAGAGGGAGGCAGUGCGAGAAAUCCACUCCUUAAAUCAAGACUUUGUCAAAUCCCUGCAGCCAAUCUUGAGUCAGCCUGUGGAGGAGGUGUUGACAUAUGAAGCCUUGAGGUGGGCGUGGUGCAGUGUCAACACACGCUCUGUCUUCAUGUCCCACCCAUCCAACAGCUUCCUGCUUGGACAGGAUGUUUAUGCUUUAGCUCCAUUUCUGGAUCUGCUCAAUCACCGGCCUGACGUGCAGGUAAAAGCUAGUUUCAACGAUGUGACAAGAUGUUAUGAAAUAAGGAGCGUCUCCGGGACACUCUGCUACCAGCAGGCCUUCAUUAACUACGGUUCCCAUGAUAACCAGCGCCUGAUGCUGGAGUACGGAUUUGUCUCCCCCUGCAACCCCCACAGCGUGGUCUAUGUGGAUACAGGUGUCCUCACUGAUGUUUUAAGAGGUGACAGGAGUUUGGAUCAGAAGAUCAAGUUUCUCAGAGAGAACAAUUUCCUUCAUAAUCUCACCGUGUCCAGUGAAGGUCCCAGUUGGAGGCUGCUGACGGCUCUCAGACUGUUGUCGCUGCCACAAACACUGUAUCACCAGUGGAAGGCAGUGUUGCUCGGCCAGGUGGUGUGUGAAGACAGAGAGGAGUGGAGCAUCCAGACGGCUAAGACUCUCUGUCAGCGACUACUACAAGACACACACACAGCUCUGGAGAAGAUCUCCCACCUCUUGCAGCAGUGUGACCAGCCAGUCAGGGAGCAGCUACAUGUGGCCAUGUCACUGCGACAGGAGGAGAGGUGCAUCCUGGGAAGCUGUCUUGAGGCACUGGGAGACAAGCUGAGACAACCAGAAAAACUGUCGUCAAGUCAAAGAGACGCAAGCUGACAUCUGAUGAGGCUGAACUGGUGAUGCUGGACCUUCUCCAUGUUCCUGUUCUGCUUGUCCACCAGUGCGGCUGACAGCAGGAUUGCCAGAUGUUCUGUAACCACAGGGUCACAGGUUUGAUUCCAGGUGUGCUGAAAGAGGGUCUGUCCUGUUCUGAUGGUCCUGGGCAAGACGGCGAGGCUCUCAUCAGCACCAUCAUUUGAGCCAAGAAAAGGUCAAAGAUACAGUGCACUAAAAUGACUGUAAGCACAGUAUUCUCAUAACCUUCUGGACUCAUGUAAGAGAGAACUGUGAGGAAAACAACUCAUUAGAACCGGCAGGGACGAAUGAGUCAAUAAGGACGGACAAAUCCUCUUAGUCUUAUUUUAUUUCCUGAUUAGACAAAGACAAAAACUGCAACAUUACACAACAUGUUUUAUGGAAACCACAUGAAUUGCAAUUCCUGGUUGGACUGCAAUUUGGAUGUUUUAUAAGCAAAACAUAAAAUGUUGAAAAGAUCAAGAA
Molecule: messenger RNA, 2023 nt
Organism: Dicentrarchus labrax (European seabass)
Lineage: Eukaryota; Metazoa; Chordata; Actinopteri; Moronidae
Gene: setd4
Product: SET domain containing 4
Exons: 13
Coding region: 167-1519 (450 amino acids)
Biological process (GO): peptidyl-lysine trimethylation; peptidyl-lysine monomethylation; positive regulation of transcription by RNA polymerase II
Molecular function (GO): transcription coactivator activity; histone H3K4 methyltransferase activity; protein binding
Source: RefSeq, a predicted model, not a curated record